AUCGCUGUACAUCUUUGCUGGUGGUUACCGGUGGUUAUCAUGGUCGAUAUACAUACUUUUGAAGCGGGUUAAAUGUCAAUAAAUUUGAAGUGUUGAGAACUAUUGAUUUGUUGCGAUAUUUAAUUAAUAAAUGGCAGAUAGUAGAGCAUUUGAUAAUCCGUACGAUGAUUUUGUGCCACACAGAGAGAACGGAUGUUUUGAUUUGACAAAUGGAAAGAUACUUCCAAAGUUUCAAGAGAAACUGCAGUUUGCUGUAAAUAAACUGUUAUCAGAACUUGAAACCCAACUGCAUGAGAGCAACAGCCAUGAUUAUUCAGUCUACACUGGAACAUCUGGAAUAGCCCUUCUGUACUUGCUGCUGAGUAAGAGACUCAACAGCUCCACAUAUGCAAAAAGGGCACUGGAUAUGGCAGAGAGAGUGCUUUCAAAGCUCAAGAAUCAUCGUGUAAGUUAUUUGAAUGGAGAUGCAGGUCCUCUGGCGAUUGGUGCUGUCCUAUAUCAUACACAGGGUGCAGAGGCAAAAUCACAGCAUUGCAUUGACAGGUUGAAAAAGAUGUUGCCACAAGUAUUAAAUGUGAACUCAGAUCUGCCUGAUGAGAUAUUGUAUGGACGAACAGGUUACUUGUUUGCCCUUUUGUACAUAAACAAAUGUCUUGGAAGAGACAGUAUAGAUUCUGAAAGUAUGCAACAGGUGGUGACAGCAGUCCUCCGCUCAGGACAAAAUCUUGCUAAACAGGAGGGCAGAAAUGUACCUCUCAUGUACAUGUGGCAUGGGAAAUAUUACCUGGGAGGUGCACAUGGCAUAGCAGGAAUCCUCUACAUGUUACUUAAGGCCAAGGACUACAUGACUGAAUCCGAGCUCAAUAAUUUGGUUCGCCCAACAAUUGACUAUCUGCAAGGAAUUCGCUUCCCUUCUAAUAACUUCCCUUCAUCACUGGGCAACAACACUGACAAACUGGUACAGUGGUGUCACGGAGCCCCUGGCGUUGUGUUCCUGUUUGCUGAGGCUUACAAGGUGUUUGGCCAUGAUCAGUACCUCCAAACAGCACUGAAGUGUGGUGAUGUAGUGUGGAGACGGGGGUUACUUACAAAGGGUUACAGCAUUUGCCAUGGAGUAGCUGGAAAUGCAUACACAUUCCUUGUGCUUUAUCAGCUAACUGGGGAUUUCAAACAUCUUUAUCGAACCUGCAAAUUCACAGAAUGGUGCAUGUCUUAUGGGAAACAGCAGCAUCUUUCACCUGACAGACCAUUAUCACUGUUUGAAGGUGUUUCCGGAGCAAUUUAUUUCCUGGUGGAUAUUCAAGAACCUAAGCAGGCAAAGUUUCCUGCAUUUGGAUUGUAGUGUAUUUGAUGGCUGUACUGUAAUUAAAGUACCUGAAAAGCUUAUAAUUUGUUUCCAUUGUGCAAUCCCUUAACUGUUUGUCCUGAAGAUAAGAUUACCUGUAAUGAGCAUUUUCCCUCCAACUUCAGUAUACAUCUCUUUUCUGUAGAUCAGUACCUCUCAGAUAUGACACUGUGUAGUCCAGUAGAAGUUCAAUGACUGAAUUGCUUUCAUGUACAAGCAGAUGUGUAGACCACUAUGAAAUUUACCAGGAAAUUCAUGCAAUCUUUAUUAGUGAAAUUAAAUAUGUGAACAGUAGUAUUGAAUGACUGUGAUGUUUAAAACUGAUUCAUAUGUAGUUUUUUAAUUGGUUUGUCAACAUGAAA
Cryptotermes secundus is the source of this 1707-nucleotide messenger RNA. Its product is annotated as lanC-like protein 2. Bases 131 to 1342 code for a protein of 403 amino acids. Gene Ontology annotation, cellular component: plasma membrane. The record is from RefSeq and is a predicted model, not a curated record. Gene Ontology annotation, biological process: carbohydrate metabolic process; peptide modification. The transcript has 10 exons. Lineage: Eukaryota; Metazoa; Arthropoda; Insecta; Blattodea; Kalotermitidae.